AUGGACAUUAUACUGGGUAUUAGAGUACAGGACUCGGUCAUUCUGGCCACUUCGAAGGCCGUGACGCGUGGUAUAUCGGUGCUGAAGGCAGAUGACGAUAAGACCAGGCAGCUAUCCCCUCAUUCGCUGAUGUCCUUCAGCGGCGAACCGGGCGAUGCAGUCCAAUUCUCCGAAUACAUACAGGCGAAUAUGCAGCUGUACAUGAUCAGGGAAAAUUACGAGCUGUCGCCACAGGCGCAGGCCAGCUACGUGCGCAGCGAGCUUGCGAAGUCGCUGCGCUCGCGUAAGCCGUUCCAGGUGAACGUCCUAAUUGGCGGCUACGACACGCGUGCGGAAAAGCCCGAGCUAUACCAGAUUGACUACCUAGGCACGAAGGUGGAGCUGCCAUAUGCCGCGCAUGGAUACUCAGGGUUCUACACCUUCUCCCUGCUGGACCACCACUACCGCCCUGACAUGACUACUGAGGAGGGUCUGAAGCUAUUAAAGCUAUGUGUGGAGGAAUUGCAGCGGAGAAUGCCGAUCGACUUCAAGGGCGUACUGGUCAAAGUUGUGGACAAGGACGGCAUCAGAGAUGUUGAGGAUUUCUAA
This is a messenger RNA of Eremothecium gossypii ATCC 10895, 588 nucleotides long. RefSeq names its product proteasome core particle subunit beta 4 (gene PRE1). Gene Ontology annotation, biological process: proteasomal protein catabolic process. Gene Ontology annotation, molecular function: peptidase activity. The transcript has a single exon. Gene Ontology annotation, cellular component: proteasome core complex; cytosol; proteasome core complex, beta-subunit complex. The record is from RefSeq and is marked provisional. Bases 1 to 588 code for a protein of 195 amino acids. Lineage: Eukaryota; Fungi; Ascomycota; Saccharomycetes; Saccharomycetales; Saccharomycetaceae.